AUGGUUUUCAAUAUUGUCACAGUAGCUGGGGCGGCGAUUCCAACGAUAUGCGCUACCUUUUUUGCUCAUUUUAUAUAUAGACAAGCAAGAGCUCAAAAGCCUACUUCUCGAAUUUCAUACGACGAGGGAGUCGCUUUGAUUCGAAAAUUUUUAGUGCAUGCCUCUCAUCAUACCGUUGAAGAGCUACAGAAAUUUACAGCCCAAUGGCUACCACAUCCACCCUCGGUCAAGGUAGAUAUAAUUCAUAUUGAAGAAAAUUUUCUUCAGAAAUCCGCUGAAGCCAUCCAAAUUCAGCUCGGAAAGCGUGGCAUAGAAAGAGUAGGUGGAAAAUUGUGGUGGCAAUGGAGAAUGCCUGGGGAUGAAUUGACUGCAGAAUGGGUUGAGAUGAAGAGUGAUUACAACCAACGUAUUUCAGGCGAGCAUCAUGGGAAAACAAUUAUGCUCUAUGUGCACGGGGGUGCCUAUUUUUUUGGCUCUGUCAAUGAGCAUCGCUAUCAACUACAAAAGCAUGCGCGUAAAUUGAAAGCUAGGGUUUUAGCACCCAACUACCGGCUUGCACCACAAUACCCUUUCCCCUGUGGUCUACAGGAUUGUUUGGCAAUAUAUAUGUACUUACUUACUAUACAGGACGCAUCUUCUAUUAUAUUAGCAGGUGACUCUGCUGGUGGGGGCAUGAUUUUAAGUAUACUGGUUAUAUUAAGAGAUCAAGGGGUUUCACUUCCAGCUGGUGCUAUACUUAUAUCCCCGUGGGUUGAUUUAACGCAUUCAUUUCCCAGCGUUGCUCAGGACAAUCCAUACGAUUAUAUACCAUCCCAUGGGUUCCUGCAUAAACCAUCCAUAUCCUGGCCUCCUCCCUCUUCAGAUGAAGUUUUAGCUAUCGAGGAUGCUAUCGGGAGAACAUUAAUGGAUAAAAGUUCACUUCCAAAAUAUAAGGAGACAGGUCCAAAACCGGUCGUUAUAGUGGAUGGAGAGCCGAUGGAAAUAAAAGAUCAGAUACAUAUGUACGCAACAAAUGAAAUGCUUCAUCAUCCGCUGAUAUCACCCGUCUUUCAGCCAUCACUCGGUGGCCUACCACCCCUAAUGAUCUUAACGGGUGGUGGUGAGGUGUUACGCGAUGAACAAAUUUACAUAGCACAUAAAGCGGCAAACCCAACUAAAUAUCCAACAGGCCCGGAUUUUUUUGAGGAUUCUGAGCAGUACAGGUUAAAAGAGCUAACUAAUCGAUGGGCACCCACAAAAGUUCAACUGCAGGUGUGGAGUGAUCUUUGCCAUGUAGCACCGACACUGAGCUUUACUCUACCAGCAAAGUACAUGUUCCGAUCUAUGGCUCAAUUCGGUACAUGGGCAAUUACUCAAGCACAGCAGGAAAAUAUAGAUAAUCUAGAUUCCCAUGACGAAUCCUAUACUGCCUCCUUUAUUGGUAAUGCCGGGGAUCCUCUUCCUAGGUUCCGAAAUAAUAUGAUACGGGAACGAGUUGACCACCAUGGAAAAAUUACUAGUCUUGAACCUGAAUCAGAAAUUGCAGCUUGCAAGCUUCACUUCUCGAAAAUUGGAGUCGUCAAUGCAGAAAUGGUGGUUAAGUGGCUAACCGCUAAGCUAGAAAAUGACAAAAAGUUUGCCACUCUCUCAAAAAAAAUUCAGAAACAACGAAUAAAAGAAUAUUCUGAAAGUCGUCUAUCUAUUGAAAGUAAAGAAUUCCCGCCAUUAACUGCGCUUGCUUGCCGCCGUUAA
Molecule: messenger RNA, 1731 nt
Organism: Blumeria graminis f. sp. triticale
Lineage: Eukaryota; Fungi; Ascomycota; Leotiomycetes; Helotiales; Erysiphaceae
Source: the annotation of a GenBank genome assembly